UUAAUAUAUCCUUAGUAAAGACAGAACGGACCUAUGUUAUAGAGAAGGAAUUUAGCAAUGGCUUUGUUCUUUUUUACGAAAUUAUUUUGCCAUUUUUGGUUUUAUCUUCUUGUAAUUGAAAUAAUGUUAGAAGGCGUUAUGGCUUUGUAUAGCGAGAAAAGAGAGUCUGACACUUAUGUAGCAUGUGUGAAUGUUUCUGCUUGUGAGACACAGGAUCAUGUACGUCGUUGUAAUUCACGGGAAAUAGAAGCAUUUUAUGGAUCUGGUAGCUCUUACAAAAUGGUUAAGGGAUAUCUUAUGUAUGCGCAUGGCUAUGGUUGUAAAAAGUUUGACUUUCCUGUCCCAAAACGUCCGUGGAUUGCUUUGAUCCAAAGAGGAAGCUGUCGAUUUGCUAAAAAGAUCGAAAAAGCCAUUAAUCAUAACGCUAGUGGCGUUAUAAUUUAUGGUGAAAAACCUGGGAAUACUUUUGGAAUGCUCCUUGGAGAAACAACUAUUGUUGCUGUUAGCAUUACAUUUGAACGAGGAAAUGAAUUAAGGAUGGCAAUGAAUAGAUCCGAUGUUCAUGUGAAGAUUUCUUUUGACCGAAUUAUCGAAGGAAAGCAAAGAAAUACUAUCUCAGUUUUAUUUGUUUCUAUCUCAUUUAUUGUUCUUAUGGUGAUUUCCCUUGCUUGGCUUGUUUUUUACUACAUACAAAGAUUCAGAUUCUUAUAUGCCAGGGAUAAAUCUGAAAGACGACUCACAUCUGCAGCAAAGAAGGCUAUAGCAAAGUUAAGCUCAAGAACUAUCAGUAAAAAGGAUGAAGAGGAUGGUAAUGACAAGUCUUGUGCUGUCUGUUUGGAGGAGUAUAAAUAUGGUGAUACCCUUCGAACCUUACCUUGCAGUCAUGAGUUUCACAAGCAUUGUGUUGAUCCAUGGUUAAUUGAACAUAGAACAUGUCCAAUGUGCAAAACAAAUAUUUUGAAACAAUUGGGAAUGUUACAUUCUGUGGAUGAAGAUUACCAAGAAACUUUUUCAAUUACACCAAAUGAUGUUGACUCUGGUGUUCUCAAUGAUGGCUUGUCACAUGAGAGUCGCAUAGAAAGAAGUCAAGAAAAUCAAGCUCUUCCACGUACUGAAGACAGUUGUGUUGCUGAUGUUACACCAGUUGAAACUACAAGUAAUUGUGAGCUGUCCUAUGUUCGAACUGAGAAAAUGAUGAAGAUGCACCCUGCUUCUAUGGUGUAAUGUACAUAAUUAUUCCACAAUUUGGUAGCCACAGUCAAAUGUUCGUGCAGUUAUUUCCUCAGAUGUCAUUAAGCAUUAAUACAUGACAUAGACAAGAAAAGAAUAUGGAAUAAGAGUCAGUGUUCUUAAAUGUUUAGGUUGCCUAAAAUAUAUUUUUCUAUUAAUCUUGUACAUACUAUAAAAUACACAAUUUUUGAUUCAAGAAUGCCAAAUAUGCCCUCUAUAUCCCCAAAUACUUCAGUAUUUAUUUUUCCAUCAUAUCACAAUUAGUUAUCACUAGCAAAGAAUUUUAGUGAAGUUUAAUCUGGCCAUGCAAAUAGAUCAAUAUGUUGAAAUUUUAGUACAAGCACUUUUUGAUCUCAGUAGAAUUCUUGGGGCUAAAUAAAAAUAAUUUUCCUACUUUUCAA
Molecule: messenger RNA, 1631 nt
Organism: Xenia sp. Carnegie-2017
Lineage: Eukaryota; Metazoa; Cnidaria; Anthozoa; Malacalcyonacea; Xeniidae
Product: RING finger protein 150-like
Exons: 6
Coding region: 58-1224 (388 amino acids)
Cellular component (GO): cytoplasm; nucleoplasm
Source: RefSeq, a predicted model, not a curated record